UGGUCCGUCACAUAACAAGCCAACUCUUACUCACAUAUAGCUUUUGGUUUCUCCAUCAAUGGCGUCUUCAGUGCUAGGAACCUCCCCCAUCGGCACCACUUCCUCCUGGCCAACCACCGUCUCCGGCCCACCGUUACCCUUCACAACCUCCGCUUUCCCCAGCCGUCUCCGUCCGUACGCCGCACAACCGCCGCCCCUCCGCAUUUCCGCCGCCGCUAAAAUGUCUCCACUUCCUCUGUCGGCGGCGGCGAAUCAUCUCCGCCGCGUCCGUCGUCCGGAAUACAUACCUAACAGGAUCUCCGACCCGAACUACGUACGCGUCUUCGACACGACCCUCCGAGACGGGGAACAGUCACCCGGCGCCGCCAUGCAGACGGAGCAGAAGCUGUUGAUCGCUCGUAAGCUGGCCGAGCUCGGCGUGGAUGUGAUCGAAGCCGGUUUUCCGGCGGCAUCAGCGGCCGAUUUCGAGGCCGUGAAAGCCAUUGCCCAGACCGUCGGAAACGACGUCGAUGAGGAAACCGGCUACGUGCCGGUGAUAUGCGGCCUAUCGCGGUGCCGGAAAGAUGACGUGGAGGCGGCUUGGGAGGCGGUGAAGCACGCGAAGAGGCCGAGGAUACACGUGUUUAUUUCGACGAGCGAUAUCCACAUGGAGCAUAAGCUGAGGAAGACGAGAGAGGAAGUGAUUCAGAUGGCUUCGAGUAUGAUCAGGUUUGCAAGAAGCUUGGGCUGUGCUGACGUGGAAUUUGGGGCCGAGGAUGCCGGGAGGUCGGAGAAGGGGUUCAUGUACAAGAUAUUGGAAGAGGUGAUAAAGGCAGGGGCAUCGACCGUAAAUAUCGCAGACACAGUGGGCAUAAAUACGCCUGACGAAUUCGGGGAGUUAAUAUCAGACAUCAAAGCAAACACUCCUGGUAUCGAUGACGUCAUCAUCUCUACCCAUUGCCAAAAUGAUCUCGGCCUUGCCACCGCUAAUACUCUUUCCGGAACGUCUGCCGGAGCAAGACAAGUCGAAGUCACUAUCAACGGUAUUGGCGAAAGAGGUGGAAACGCAUCCCUCGAAGAGGUUGUGAUGACUCUGAAGUGCAAAGGGGAGCAUGCUUUCUGUGGCCUUUACACUGGAAUUGACACGAGACACAUCGUCCCUGCCAGCAAGCUGGUGGAAGAGCACACGGGGCUGCAUGUUCAGCCGCACAAGGCCAUAGUUGGAGCCAAUGCAUUUGUUCAUGAGAGUGGUAUCCAUCAGGAUGGAAUGCUCAAAAACAAAAGCACUUACGAGAUAAUGUUGCCGGAAGACGUGGGGCUCGAACGAUCCCAAGAACUUGGCAUUGUUCUUGGGAAGCUUAGUGGACGUCACGCUCUUCAAGAACGACUCAAACAGUUGGGUUACGAGAUGGACGACACAAAGCUAAACCAUGUUUUCUUGAAAUUCAAAGCUGUGGCUGAACUCAAAAAGAGAGUGACGGACGCGGACCUUGUGGCAUUGGUCUCAGAUGUUGAUACUUGUCGAUCUGAUGAACCCACGUGGAAGCUUCUAGAAGUUCAGGUGGUUUGUGGUUCUGGGACAUUGAGUCGAUCAACGGCUAUUGUCACAUUAGUUGAUAGGAAAGGACAAGAACACGUCGCUUGCUCUGUCGGGACUGGACCGAUUGAUUCCGCCUACAGAGCCGUCGACCUCAUCGUUAAAGAAGCUGUUACAUUGUUGGAAUACUCCAUGGAUGGCAUUUCAGAAGGCAUCGACUCCAUUUCAACCAUUCGUGUUUCUAUUCGAAAAAAUUGCCACUCCAUAGCAUCAACCCAUGAACCCCUUCAAACCUUCGAGGGAAUGGGAGUGGGGACAGAUAUUGUUGUUUCGAGCGUCAAGGCGUACAUUGGAGCAUUGAACAAUGUUAUUAGAAUUUCUAAUAACAAUUUACCAGAAAAAAUACUCAACCAUGGAUCCAAUGGUACUUUUCCUACCCAACAAGACGAACGAUUUCAGUUUCUCGUUUGAUGCAGUUGUCACAAUUAUUAUUAUUAUUAUUUCGAUGUUUUUUUUGGGGUUUGGUUCGAUAAGAUCAUAUUUAAUAUAUAUAUACACGUUACAGGUCCAUUGAUGGUUAUUAUAAUAUGAUGUUUUAUUCUCUCGAAA
This is a messenger RNA of Tarenaya hassleriana, 2125 nucleotides long. Its product is annotated as 2-isopropylmalate synthase 1, chloroplastic-like. The transcript has 12 exons. Gene Ontology annotation, cellular component: chloroplast. The coding region runs from base 59 to 1987 and encodes 642 amino acids. Gene Ontology annotation, molecular function: 2-isopropylmalate synthase activity. The record is from RefSeq and is a predicted model, not a curated record. Lineage: Eukaryota; Viridiplantae; Streptophyta; Magnoliopsida; Brassicales; Cleomaceae. Gene Ontology annotation, biological process: L-leucine biosynthetic process.